CGUAAAAUUUUUUGGCAAAAUUUUACUGAGUCGACACGUCGUAUUGAUCAUGACCGACUAAAACAAAAAAAAAAUCAAACAAAAAAAAUAGAAAAGAUUCUUCUUGUUCGACUAUUAAAGUAGACAUAAAUAAGAUUUGUUUCGCUGUGAUAUAAUAAUUCGGGAAAAAUUUUAUAAUAAAAGCUUAGUACAACAAUUUCCCAAUAGAAAUUUAUUGAAACAGAAUUCUAAAAGGACCGUAAGAAAUUGUUUGUCAACUGAUCUCAUCGUCAUGAAUAAGCGUACAUUGCAUUGGAGCUAUUUAAAUAUCAAGGACAUUCCUAUGGAUUUGUACUUGUAUGAAGAUCUCGAAGAGCUUUAUCUUAAGGAGAAUUAUAUAGCUGCCAUUCCGAAAUGGUUUUUAAACUUGACUACUUUAAAAUUUAUACAUUUAGCCGGCAAUAAUCUUACUAAACUUCCCGAAGAGAUCUACUUAUUGGAAAAUCUGGAAUUCUUGGAUUUAUCACAAAACCAAUUAACUACACUGCCAGAAACACUUUGCCUGCUAACAAAUUUGGAACAUUUAAAUGUGAGCACAAACGAAUUGGAAAUGCUGCCGAAUGAUAUAAAUUCAUUGAGACGCUUAGAAACUUUAAACAUAUCCAAAAAUCACCUCAAACGUUUACCUCUGCACCUUUGCGAAUUAUCCAGGUUGAGUAAUUUGAAUGUCAGCGAUAAUGUGGAUAUUUGGCAUAUACCGGAACGUAUCGCUUAUAUGCCCUCAUUACAAAUGUUUUCCGCCGAGCGUUGUUCACUGAUCUAUUUACCGGUGGCUUUAGCGAAAUUCAUCGGAUAUUUAAGAAUAUUUAAUAACGGCGCUGUUACUCACAUACCAGUAAUCUACGAAAAAUUCUAUCAGAGUUUUUAUGAGACAAUAGCGAAAGUAACAAACAUAGUAAUGAGUCAUGAGAAUUUAUUUUGGGUGCUGGAAAAGGAGACUAAUACCAAGCUAUUACUUCCUAUAGGAACGCGGCGUGUAUUUCGUGUACCGUCUAAAGAGAAUCAAGUCUCACUCUAUGACGACUGCUUGAAAUCGUUGGAAUAUUUGAAUCGCUUAACGCCCAUAUACAAUAAUCCCGCUCUCAAUUAUAUUCUGCCUGAAAAAUUUAUGGUAGAUCAUAUUAGAAACGGUCCAAUAGCUCGUUGCACCUUUUUACAAUGUUCAAAUCCUCUCUUCACAAGUUAUUAUUUUAUGGUGGUUAAAAGGCGUGGCAGUACAUCUCGCCGAUUAUUUACUUGUUACUUUUGUACGCAAUACUGUGCAAAUGAAUGGCUUUGUGAUAAUCAUAAAAAAUAUUAUACAAUCGACUGGCAAUUGUACGAUAACUGAAACUGUAGCGAAGACUAAGUUCUUUGAUUUUUUUUUAUUUUAUCAAAAACAAUUUGAAGUAAAGUAUAUGGCAUCAAUUUUGUGAUAUUAAUGUUCAUAAUAACGUCACUCAACGGCAAAUUAAUAUGAA
Messenger RNA from Glossina fuscipes, 1499 nucleotides. RefSeq names its product leucine-rich repeat and death domain-containing protein 1. Bases 272 to 1369 code for a protein of 365 amino acids. Gene Ontology annotation, molecular function: protein binding. The record is from RefSeq and is a predicted model, not a curated record. Lineage: Eukaryota; Metazoa; Arthropoda; Insecta; Diptera; Glossinidae. The transcript has 5 exons.